Plasmodium relictum is the source of this 2382-nucleotide messenger RNA. RefSeq names its product elongation factor Tu, putative. The transcript has a single exon. Bases 1 to 2382 code for a protein of 793 amino acids. The record is from RefSeq and is a predicted model, not a curated record. NCBI's taxonomy places the organism in Eukaryota, Apicomplexa, Aconoidasida, Haemosporida, Plasmodiidae. Gene Ontology annotation, molecular function: GTPase activity; GTP binding. Gene Ontology annotation, biological process: translation.
AUGAGCAAUAAAAAGAGAUCUAAAAAUUUAGUUUAUGAUGAUUAUGAAGAUGAUUUUGAAGAUUAUGACAACUAUGAUGAACAAUAUUACUCAGAAUUUGAAAUUGAAAAAAAUGUAAACUCUUUAAAAAUAAAACAUAAUAAUAAUUCUAAAAAAAAUAUAAUAAAGAAAGCAGAAAAGAUAGAAAAUGUAAAUAAAAAAAAUGAAGAACUUAAUUUAACUUUGAAAAAUAGUAAAGAGAACAAGUAUAUAAUGCUGAAUACAUUAAAUAUCCUUGUAUUAGGACAUAUUGAUGCCGGUAAAUCUACAUUAAUAGGAGCAUUGUUAUAUAAUUUGAAUUACGUAAGUGAACAAACAAUAAAAAAAUAUGAAAAGGUUAAAGAAAGCUGCAAAUACACUUUUAUAUUAGAUGAAGAAGAUGAUGAAAGAGAAAGAAAUAUAACUCUUUUUAAUAAAAGAAAAGAAUUUUUUAUAUAUUAUACGAAAAAUGACAUAAAACAAGCAUAUGGCAUUUUACUAAACAAUGAGCAUAAUGAUAAAAACAUUAAUCACAAUAAAAAGAAUGUGGAAAAUUUAAAAAAGGACGAAAAUAAAAAUAUUUACAUUAAUAAAGGUAUAUUCGAAGAUUUCUAUAAAAAAAAAAAAAUACAUAAUGAUAUUAUUUGCUUUAGGAAAAUUAACAUUUUUGAUACACCAGGGCACAAUGAAUUAGUAAAUAACUUAUACUCCUGGAGCUUUUUUGCAGAUUGUGCAAUACUACUAGUUGAUGCAAAUAAUAUUUAUAAUAAAAAAAACGAUGAAACAUAUAAAGAUAUUUCUAUAUUAAAAUCAGUAGGAAUUUCUAAUGUUAUCAUAGUAGUAAAUAAAUUAGAUUUAUUUGAUUAUGAUAUAAAAGUUUUUGAAGAUAUAUGUAAUACAAUAAAAUCCUUUUUUGAAUGCAAACAAAAUGACGGUAUAUUUGAAUUUCUUUUUAAUAAUAACUUUUAUGUACAUAUAAAAUGCUUGGAAAAUUACAGUACCCUAUUUGAAAGAAAUUUAAUAUUUGUACCUGUUUCAGCGUACAAAAAUAAAAAUAUAGUAAAAUUUGAAAAAAGUGACAAACCACUAUUCAAUUGUAAUUUUAGCUUAUAUGAUGAAAUAAAAUAUAUGAAUAUAAAAAAAGAUUUAUUUUUGCUUAAAGUAUGUGAAGAAAUUUUACAUGAGAAAAAGCAAAAUUUAAGUUCUUAUUAUAAUUUUAUUAAAAAUAAUAAUCUGUUUGCAAAUAAUGUUUUUUAUAAUUUUGAUAAAAGUUGCCAAUUAAAUCCAGCUAAAAAAGCUAUAAAUAAAGAUAAUACAUUUAUAGGUGUUAUUCAAGACUUUACAGAAUCAAAUAAUUUGAUAAAAGCAAAUAUUAAAAUAUUAAGUGGAAUUUUAAAGACUCAAAACGAUUAUACUAUACUACCACUUAAAGAAAAAACUACUAUAAAAAAAAUUGAAAAGAGUUGCUUUUACAAAUACGUAAAUAUUGAUGACUUAUCCUAUUAUUUAACAAGAACAAAAGAUUUUGAUUUGCUCAAAAAAUUUUUAUUGGAAUUACCUGAUUCUGCCAUUUCAGAUAAAAUAAAAAAUCAAAAUUUAAAUGAAAAUAUUAAAAAUUUUGAUAGCGCAUGUAACAUAAAAGAAAAUAAUUUUACAAAUUCUAUACAAAUGAUAUCAAAACUUGCAAACGUUUGCUCAUUUAAUGAAAAUAUUACUAUAACUAACGAUAUUAUAGAAAAUGUUGUUCUUAAAAUUAGUGAAAACAAAAUAAUUAAUGGUUCCGUUCUAGUAAAUGAUGGAACAAAAAAUAAUUACAACAAAAAUAAUGAAAAAUAUACGUUAUAUAAUAUAGAUAAUAUUUUUGUUUCUAACAAAGUGGUAGUGUUAAUAAAAAUGAAUGAAAUACAAAUUCCAGUAAUAAUAGGUCGACAAUACCUUCUUUAUUCUUUAAAUUUUUCACAUAGUGUAACAAUUAAAAAUAUAUAUUGUGUUUAUAAAAAUAAAAAAUUCCCUUUCAAUUCUAAUGAUUUAUUAAAUAAUAAAUUAAAUAACUCUAACCAAAAUUUAACAGAAAUUAGUGAAUCAGAAAAUUAUAAAAAAAAAAAUAAUAUAUUAUAUGAAAAAGUUGAAAAUAAAAAGUAUCUACGAAGCUAUGAUGUCGGUAUUAUAGAAAUAGAAAUUAAUAAUAAUUCAUUAAUGUGCGCUCAAAAAUUCAGAAAUGACUUAAAUUAUUUUAUUUCUUUUUAUAAUUAUUUUUUUAAUAUCUAUGAUUUUCUUUCUUUUACUAUUUCUCCUUUAUCGCGCUUUAUUUUAUCUGAAUCAAAUCAAAUUGUUGCUAGUGGUUUAAUAUUAGGUGGAGAAUGA